UCUCGGCAACCAACAGAAUCGCCGUGAUGGGGCUAGAAUUUUUGGUCAUAUUAUCAUUUCGAUGGCUUCAUUUUGAUUGUAUUAGUUUUCGUGCAGAAAUCUAGGCAGCCUGGCGAAGUUUACUUUGUCAUGAGCUGCUUGUCGCAACUAUCAUCGUACACUGCUGCUUUGAUUACGAGGACCACUUACUUCGUUAGCACACGUUCUCUGUAUGGAUGUUCUGUCUUUUCAUGGAAGAGGAAGUUAGAGUAUCCUGCUAUUAGGUCUGCCCAUUUAGAAUUUGUGCUUACAAGGUUUCGUGUUCAGUGCUAUUCAUCUAGAAAAGGCCGCAAAUCUGCUUCUAAAUUGCAGAAGCUAGAACCUGAACCAGUGAUGGAGCAAGAAAAGGAUGCUUUUUUUGUCGUACGUAAAGGGGAUAUCGUUGGUAUCUACAACAGUCUCAUUGAAUGUCAGGCUCAAGUUGGAUCUUCCAUAUGCAAUCCUCCUGUUAGUGUGUACAAGGGAUACUCCCUGCCUAAGGACGCUGAGGACUAUCUUGUCUCACGGGGACUAAAGAAUGCCUUGUACACUGUAAGAGCUGCUGAUUUGAACGAGGAUAUAUUUGGUACUCUUGUUCCUUGUCCCUUCCAGGAUCCAGCUUCUUUGGAGGCAGGCACAUCAAGCAAUGCCGCAUCUAAAAAGAGAUCUUUGGGUGUGCUUGGACAAGAAAACGUGGAGGAAGGAAUUGGUGUGACAUUCCUCUCUGAAGACCCAUUGAAAAAACAAGUGAAGUUAGAUCAUUCUGCUUUGGCUCAAGUACCAUCAUCUGAAUUGGAAGACGACGGAAAGAGUAGGGAGCUCAAGAAAGGGGUAGGGAUGAAGGCAGGAGUGGGAACGAUGGGCGGGGCUUGGGGUCAAGGUGGAGGGUGGGGCGGGAAGAAGAGAAGAGAGUGUGGGAAAUGGACUGUGCCGUCUGUGCGUGUGCCGCUGAAAAGAGACUGGAAAAUGGGAUGA
This is a messenger RNA of Neltuma alba, 993 nucleotides long. RefSeq lists its product as uncharacterized. Lineage: Eukaryota; Viridiplantae; Streptophyta; Magnoliopsida; Fabales; Fabaceae. The coding region runs from base 130 to 993 and encodes 287 amino acids. The transcript has 5 exons. The record is from RefSeq and is a predicted model, not a curated record.